Molecule: messenger RNA, 1080 nt
Organism: Polychytrium aggregatum
Lineage: Eukaryota; Fungi; Chytridiomycota; Chytridiomycetes; Polychytriales
Product: SAM domain-containing protein
Exons: 1
Coding region: 265-885 (206 amino acids)
Source: RefSeq, a predicted model, not a curated record
GUGCCGGUCGGUGCUGACAGAAAAUCGCAUUCUCGGAUCUGGUUGUCGCUCAGCCGCCUCUCUCUCGCUUGGCCAUGGCGACGCGGUUUGCCCACGACCGCCAUGCCCGCCACGGCGAGUUGACCCCAGCCAAACAGCCUGGAUUUGUCACAAGCGGCCAUCGGAUCCCAAGGGACUGGGACAUGCUCUGCCGAGCCAACCGAUUGAAAAGACCCUGCAUUCCGCGUCGUCGUCACCAUCUCAACAGACGCCCUCCUCCGCAACAUGAGCACUACCGCCUCCUUCUGGGACGAGCGCUUCCAGCCCAAUGCUGGAUUCGCCUACGGCCGCGCCCCAAACGACUUCCUUGUCGAAGCAGCUCGCCGCCUCAAGCCCAACUCCAAGAUCCUUUCGCUCGCCGAGGGCGAAGGCCGCAACGCAAUCUAUCUGGCUCAGCAAGGCCACUCGGUUCACUGCGUCGACUUUUCCCGGGUCGGUCUCGCCAAGACGGACGAGUGGGCUCAGCAACUCGGGCUAUCGUCCCUGAUCACCACCGAGUUUGGCGAUCUGGCCAUCUACAAUCUCGGAGAGGGUGAAUGGGACGCGAUUGUCUCGAUCUGGUGCCAUCUGCCCGCCGACAUCCGUAAACGGGUCCAUCAUGACGCCGAGCGAGCUCUCAAGCCCCAGGGUGUUGUCAUCCUGGAGGCCUACACCCCAAACAAUAUUGGCCGUGGUACCGGCGGCCCGCGCGAGCCCGAAAUGUGCAUGGACACUGCAACCCUGCGUGGGGAUUUUGCUGGUCUAAGCAUCGAAUAUCUCGAGGAAAAGGAGCGAGAGAUUGUCGAGGGAGGCUACCACAGCGGCCUCUCUGCGACUGUUCAGCUGAUCGCUCGACGAAUCCAAUGAGCCAUCAAUGCAGCCCGCGAAGGACAAAAUGAGACCGUGUGCAUAUGGCCGCUGCACCAAACAUGGACAUGAAGCCCGGCGGUUCACAGGCCGCAUGGUCAUUGUUUUUCGGUCCUGGUCGGCCAUUGUUUCGUGUUUUGUUUACAGGCAAUCCAAUAAAAAACGGGACACCCGGGUUUUUGACCAUUCAUCGAA